This is a messenger RNA of Phanerochaete carnosa HHB-10118-sp, 3004 nucleotides long. RefSeq lists its product as uncharacterized. NCBI's taxonomy places the organism in Eukaryota, Fungi, Basidiomycota, Agaricomycetes, Polyporales, Phanerochaetaceae. The record is from RefSeq and is a predicted model, not a curated record. The transcript has a single exon. Bases 1506 to 2018 code for a protein of 170 amino acids.
GAGUGAGGAGCCUACUUUCGCGCUAAGGGUGGCUCUUUGUGGCUCGUCUCAGCGCCGAAGCCACCUUCGAGGCACGAUCGUUCAGGCAAAAGCAGGGCCACACACAGAGCGGAGGGAGAUGUGCGGAACAACGACACCUUCCUUGCACGACACAGAAGGCCGAGCAACUGGAGCAAUGCGGCGUAUAAGUACAGAAAGUACCAGACCCGUCGGGAGAAGCGCCAUCAGGGGACGGCAGCAGCUGAGAAUGGCACUGCCUCGGCGUGCAUUGUGCAGGGCACAAGCCAGGUGACCUGUGCUUCUCUCACGGUGAAACAAGGUUAGUGAAUAGCGUGUGGUGAUUGUGCGAACAAAAACGGCGUGCUUAUCUCCAAAGCCACUUCGGCCUGUCACGCGAGAGCAGUAGAGCGCGGUGCAGGGAGCUACAGCUGCGUCAAGACGACGGUGUAGCGCACAGUAAGCAUAGGAAAUCGGUCCCGUGGCGGAGAGACUGGGCGUUCGGCUGUGUGGAAAUGGGCUUGCUAGCUGCGCGCUGGGUCCGAAACUGUGAAGCAUGUCUUGUCAGUGGAAACUAGCGCAACACGAAGCAAGUUUCGCGUUCUUGGUCGUGUUAGACGAACUCUAUCGUGCAGGGUUGUCUGGCUCAGGGCGGGGGUACGACUGCGCUGGCGGGUUGCAGCAGAGAUCUGCCGUCGGCUGCGCCCAGUCUCUCGCAAAUUGUUUCUUAAAAUGCUGAAGGUGGCUAGGUUGGCCUGGGCAGCGCGCAGGGCGAAGGCGGUCACGUAGGAACGUGGAACGUUGUGGAACCCGCGUCCAACUUCGGAAAAUAUGGUCGGUGUGCGAUGGCAAUCAGGUGGAAGUUGUCCAGCGCUAACAAUAUUGUGUGCAGUUGCGACAAAACACUCGGGGCUACCAUGAUCGCUGUGCGGUAUGUCACCCGAGGUAGGAAGACUGCUCGCUGUGCCUGUAAGUCGCCGCCGCUAUGAGAGCCUGUCUGCGCUGUAAACAGAGGAAAGCAAACCAGAACUCGCCUCAGGCUGUCGGUCCGUCCCGCAAUAGAGUGCGGUUCAGUUAGAGAGCAUGUGAACAACUGACGUGCCCAACUGCCUGCAAUGAAUAGAGAUCCGUGUGCUCGGCACGGAUUAUCCCAGAAUAGCCUAGUCUCGAUUACACACCGGAGAUGUGCGACACGUGUUAACAGUCCGCGUCGCAGUGCGGGGCAAAGUGCCUGGACACGGAGGCUCAAAGCGUCCAGGAGAUAUUCGUACAGAGAGCAACGGAGUUGCAUUCGACGAAGGCUGGAAGGAGACACCGGGAGGAUGGGGUCAUCGUCUUCGUAUUCUGUAUAUGCUUGGAGGAAUGAUCACUGAAGUUUGACGGAGGCAAAAGCCAAGCUGCCGGGUCGUCGCCGCAAGCCUAUGUGCCAGCGGGAUGUCCAUGUCGAGCUAGGGCUACGUCUUCUUCUUGGUAUGUGAUGAGCUGGAGGCCGCUGCGGCUCUGCAAUGAUGGGUCAGGCCAGCGGGUAUAAAGAGGAUCGGUCAGCUCGCAGCUGGGCGACUCAGCCAAGCUCUGCGGUGAUGGCAUCUCUCAUGGAUCUCAAUCGAACUCCGACCAAAGUUCGCGAUUCAUAUACAGCAUCGCUCCCCGCGUUGCGACGAAAGCUCCUCUCUUCCUCUGCCCCUCUCUCUGUCUGCUCCUCCCCCGCUUUCGACGCCGCGCUCUUCGUCACCAUGACUUCCAACACCGAUGCCAACGUCCCGCACAGCAAGCCCAUCCCCAUCAACGCCCGCCGUGACCGCGCGGACUCUGUCUCUGACUCCUCUUCAUCCGAGGAGUCCGCUUCCCCAGUCUCGCCCUCCAACUCACCCAUCUCUGGCAUGCCCCCACGUGUCGUGCCAUCGAGUCCUGGCUCGACGCCCAUUCUCAACUAUUUCCUCAGCCAGUCUCCCAAGUCGCCGACCACUUCCACCUUCCCCUUCCGCCGUGCCUUCGGCACCGCAGCCUUCGAAGGUUUGUAAUAUUAAUACUUCCGCGUCUAGGACGCCACCCGAGGCUAAAUGGUGCAAUACAGACGACUCUGAUGCUGAUUUCACUAUCCCCAAGCGCGGUCAUGCGCGUAGCGUAAGCACGGCUGCCUGGCCGACGACCGAGCGUGUCUCUGCGCCGUCCCAGCCUCCCGCGCAGCCGGUACAGGGUGACCGUGCGGCAGGCCUUCUUCGCCGUCUCUCCCUCGGUGGCACUGCUCUUCGCGUGAGUAUGCCUGCCGCACGACGCUGUGCCAUAUUUACUAACCCCGUCCACAGCCCCAGCCACCGCAGAUUAAGACGACAGCGUUGGUUGAACGGGUGCCUCCCAAUACGCCUGCUGUCGAACGGCCUCAGCCUCCAUCGCCCAUUCCGCGCAAGGCCCGUCGUGCGAACACCCUCGCACCAGGCACGCCCCGCCCCAAGCGUGCGCCGUCCCCAAUGGGCGAGCGUAUCCUCACUGGACACUUCGACGGCUUCAACUAGGCGCUGCCCCAAUAUUUUCGCACGUCAUACGCUAUCAUAUCUCUAAUAGCACAUGCGAAACAUACAUCACUCGGCGUUAUAGGCUUGAGUAUGCAUAAACCUUACUCGAAAUGGUCUCGUCAAGAGACUGAAGUCUCCGCACCCUCGGACACAGCCGCCACAUGCACGCUCUUCUCUUUCUUCCCCUCCCCAACGACUUCUCCGAGUAUUGGUGGGGCACCCUCCGCCAUCAAGACCGCCUCGCCCCACGGCUCCGACGUUCUCUGCGCCUCGAGACACUGUGGCGCAGCCCUCCCCACGCCCCUGCCCAUGUUGUGCUGGCUUCCCGCACACCCGCAGUCGAAUAGGGGCACCAAAACCUCGUCGUCCUCUUGCGCGAUAAUCGCCUUGUAAUAUUUAUCGAACGAUCCCCUCAGCAUCGCACCCGCAUCUUGUAGAUCACACAGUCCUCGAGUCCGGUUUAUUUUUGUCGUCGUGCAUUCGCACAACUCCGU